Messenger RNA from Racocetra fulgida, 1320 nucleotides. The record is from the annotation of a GenBank genome assembly. NCBI's taxonomy places the organism in Eukaryota, Fungi, Glomeromycota, Glomeromycetes, Diversisporales, Gigasporaceae.
AUGCUUUCAAGAACAACUCUUAAUCUUCAAAAAGUAAUAAUUGAUGACUUUAUUGAGGACAAAGUAAUGGAUUUAUUGAUUAAAAGUUCUACUUUAUCUCAUUUAACAAAAUUAUUAGUGGAAUUAAUAAGUUACUUGAAAGAAAUAAACAUUUCUUAUAUUCGGAGAAUGGUCGUUAAGGAUAUGCGGGAUGUACAUUGUGAUGACGAAAAUAUUAAACAGAAUUUAACAUUGAAAGUUCAAUUAAGCUCGAUUGAAUAUUACGUGCGGCAACUUUUAGAAAAUAACAAAUGGGAUUCCGGGAAAAAUGAAAUUAACAAAAUAAUUCGACAUUGCCAAGAAAAUUCACUAAUUUACCCUAUUAAUAAAACAUCUUACCCUAUUAAAAUAGUUGAAUGGAUUCCAUAUAAUCAACUUAAAGAAGUUCAAAAAUUCAAAAAAGGUGGGAAUGCACAACUACAUACCGCAAUUUGGUCUAUGGGUCCUUAUACUAUGUCUCUUGGAUGUGGAUUUUCGAGAACUGGCCCAGAAGAUGUAAUCCUUAAAGAGAUUGAGCUGGAUAAUUUUGAUGAGGAUCCUGCUUCUGACAAAUUUCUGCUGGUCUUGGAACGUAAAACUUAUGAUUUACGUGAAUAUCUAGGAAAAAAUCAUUCAACUCUUACUUGGAAACAUCGUUAUGAGAUGUUAGCUCGGAUUUCAGAAGCACUUAAUACAAUACACAACAAUAAUUUAAUUCACAGGGACUUGCAUUCUGGUAAUAUCUUGUAUGAUAAAUGCACUUGGGUGAUAGGAGAUUUUGGACUUAGCGUCCCCAUUAACUCUUCUGAGUUAAACAUUAAAGGAGUUUUGCUCUAUAUAGCACCAGAAUUAUUGAAUGGAGGAAAAUAUACUACUAAAACAGAUGUUUAUAGUUUUGGAAUGAUAAUGUGGGAGAUUUAUUCAGAAAAACCACCAUUUUUCGAUAGAGAAAAGGAUGAAUUAGCAACGCAUAUCGUAAUGGGGUCUAGGCCAGAUAUUGUAUCUGAUAUUCCAAUCUUUUAUGCACUAAUAAUGCAAAGAUGUUGGGAUCCAGAUCCUAAUAAACGGCCUGAUAUUAAUACACUAAAUAAACUAUUUAAUCUAGCCUCGCUAUUUCAUUUUGAUAAUUGGAUAUCACGUGAAGGAUAUAGAUAUUUACUGGCUUUUGCAUUUUAUUUAUUAAACAUAUGUCACGAUGACUAUCUUUAUUUUGCUAGCUCUAUUAGAACAUUAUCUGAUAAUAGUACAUUAUCUGAGAAUGAUUUAUCAGGUAUUUUAAAAGUUACAAAAUUUAUAAGAUAA